AUGGUGAUGACCAGCCAUGAUGAUGAUGAUGAUGAUGAUGAUGAUGAUUACAACGAUGUUGCCGCUGGAAAACCGAGCAGCAACUGUGGCAACAUUGGGAAGUGGGUCAGCAACUUUCAGUGCCACAUGAUCAUGUGCAUCCCUAUAAAAAGUGCACCGAUGAUGCAACUGCAACCGAUCGUUGAAAUGCUUUCCGCAACUGCAGUCAACAUUAUUUUAGCGGCUCUGAUAGCUGCAAUAAUCCUGCCAUCGGCCAUUAUUGCCUCUCCCUUGGAAGAUGACUCCGUGGACAGACCAAACACCGAUUAUGCGGCAUUAUUUAAAGCUUUUCUGGACAUGGGAAAUGCUCUUUUCGGAACUUGGACUCCCGAAGGAGCCGUAGAGGAAUUCAUAAGAAUUCGGGAAGGCCAAGGUGUUGGAUUUUAGGAAAUACCACCUCCACACACCUCACCACUUUGCCACUUUGCCCACUUUGAGUUGCAUAAGUUUUGCAUGCAUCAAUAAACAUUUAAACAAAUCGA
Messenger RNA from Drosophila gunungcola (fruit fly), 521 nucleotides. RefSeq lists its product as uncharacterized. The transcript has 2 exons. The record is from RefSeq and is a predicted model, not a curated record. NCBI's taxonomy places the organism in Eukaryota, Metazoa, Arthropoda, Insecta, Diptera, Drosophilidae. Bases 1 to 426 code for a protein of 141 amino acids.